Molecule: messenger RNA, 833 nt
Organism: Erythranthe guttata (spotted monkey flower)
Lineage: Eukaryota; Viridiplantae; Streptophyta; Magnoliopsida; Lamiales; Phrymaceae
Product: mitochondrial import inner membrane translocase subunit PAM16 like 1
Biological process (GO): protein import into mitochondrial matrix
Cellular component (GO): TIM23 mitochondrial import inner membrane translocase complex
Source: RefSeq, a predicted model, not a curated record
AUUAUCGGCUGUAAUAUUUUACCCAAUUUCAAAGAGGAAGUCGCUCAUCUUCGUCUUUCGCGAGGAAAAAUAAAAAAUCCCCCUUUUUCUUCCGCCGGGCAUACGAACCCUAAUUUCGGAACAUUAUUUUUUUUUUCUAUAUAAUUUCUGUUCUUUGGAUUUGGAUUUCAGAUAUCAACUAACGACACUAUCUUGCCUCUCUAGCUAUGGCUGCAAAGAUCCUUGCUAAUUUAAUUAUUAUGGGUUCUGGAAUAAUGGUAAGAGCGCUUGCUCAAGCCUACCGUCAAGCUCUCGCAAAUGCCUCAAAGAACGGCGUUGCUCAAGAAGCAGUACAAAACAUUAAAAGAGGUGGUAAAGUGAUGUCUGAGUCAGAGGCGAGACAAAUCCUCGGUGUCACCGAUAAUUCAACCUGGGACGAGAUUUUGCAGAGGUACGAUAAUUUGUUUGAGCGAAAUGCCAAGAGUGGGAGUUUUUAUCUCCAGUCGAAGGUUCAUAGAGCCAAGGAAUGUUUGGAAACAAUUCAUCAACCAAAAGAAAAGGAGCAAAGUGCGGAUUGAAAGACUACUUUUUUUUUUCUUUGUUUUCAUCUCGGUUCUCAUGUACCGGUUUUGCCUUAACUUCAGUUUGAUACGAAUAAUUUCGUCGUUUGGGUGAUGGUCUUGUAUUAGUAUAAAUUAAAAGUUUAUUAUUGCAGUGUAUGUUACAUUACAACUUGUUUUGCUGCUGCUUGUAACCAUUUUUCUGCCUGUGCUCUAGCUUUUAGUGCUUUACCAGCGAAAAUUAUUUUUGAAUAGAAAUUUCGGGAAUGCCCUUCGAGAUUUUUGUAAUUUUGU